This is a messenger RNA of Entamoeba dispar SAW760, 570 nucleotides long. RefSeq lists its product as uncharacterized. The coding region runs from base 1 to 570 and encodes 189 amino acids. Lineage: Eukaryota; Evosea; Mastigamoebida; Endamoebidae. The transcript has a single exon. The record is from RefSeq and is a predicted model, not a curated record.
AUGGGAAAUAAUCAAUCUGUCUAUUAUCCAAUAUUAAAUGAAAAGAAUCAAGUUAUUAAAAUUGAAGAUUAUAUCCUUUUAGCAAAUAUUAAUGAUGUUAUGAAUAGUAAAUUUUAUAAAACCUAUAAUAUAGGAACUAUUAUUUCAUGUGGAUAUCAAAAAAUAGAAUAUCUUCCUGUCCAUGUAAAUUAUACUCAUUUAAAUGCUGAUUGUUCUAGUGUUGUUAUUUUUGAAAAGUAUAUUAAUAUUAUUUCUAAUUUUAUUAAAGAUAAUAAAAGAAAUGAAAAGUCAGUUGUGAUUGUAUCUACUGAUAAAUCUUUCCAUAUAAGUUCUUUAAUUCUUGGUUAUUUUAUGAAAGAAUAUGAAUAUUCAUUUGAAACAGCACUAAAUUCUUUAGAAUCAAAAGGAUUUUUUGUUCAAUUAACUGAGAAAACUACUUCUUUUCUCAAACAAUUACAAACAAUUUGGAUUUCAUCAAAAGAUCAAUUGGAACCAUGUUUAAUGAAUGGAUUAUCUUAUCAAGAAGGAGCUAAACGAUUUUCUCCUGUUUAUAUGAACAGAAUGUGUUAA